AUGUCAAACAGCAGCAAGAAACAAUACCAAGUCGUCGUUCAGACCAACAACUUGAAACAAAUACCUGACUUUGCUAGAAAGCCUGUGUUGGGCUUCUCUACCUGGUCAUCACAAUUGCUGGAUGAUGUUCCUGGUUAUGGUGGAAAGCAUCUCAAUCCAUGGUUCAAUGAACAACAAAUCAAGGAUAUUUCAGACACCAUGAGAGAAAAAAUGCCAUCCUACGAGUACAUCAAUUUGGAUUCUGGCUGGUGCAACUCUUGCGAUGAAUACGGACGCUGGGAUGUUCGAAAGGAUGUCUUUCCUAACGGUUUACGGCCUAUUGCUGAUCACUUGAAGAAAAAUGGUCAUAAACUAGGCUUGUAUAUUUUACCUGGUAUUCGACAAGACGGUGCGGAUAAAAAAAAAACCAUCAAAGGAACAACGCAUACACUGGAUGAGCUGGUGCCUUCCAGAAAAGAGGGCUGUGGAUUCAAGGGAACGACAUUUAUGCCUGAUGAACACAACGAACUAGUGCAAAAGUACUAUGAUUCCAUUGCCGAUCUAUUUCACGAGUGGGGUGUGUCCUUUAUCAAGCUGGAUGCUGUGGGUCCUGGCGGUGGCAGCGAGUACUAUCCUUUCACAGCGCCUGACAAUCGAGCCUGUACGCAAAUGAUGCACAAUGCAUUCAAACGGUACGAUAUCUGGCUGGAAAUUUCAUGGCAAAUUGAUCCAACCUAUGCAGAUGAAUGGGCUCAAAUCUCCAACGGUGCUCGUAUUUACGUGGACAUUGAAUCCUAUUCUACCAAAAGCAUGACCUCGUCACAUCGUAUCAUGCAACGCAUCACACCGUGCGAGAAAUGGGCAGACACAUGUGUGGUGGGCAGUGAUUACGGAUUUUAUAUUGAUCUGGACGUGGUUCUGGUGGGGAUGACAGUCAAUGGCAAGUGUGUGGAUGGACUGGACAAUGAUGAUGUACGUCAAACCUGUAUCAGUUUCUGGGCCAUUGUGUCAUCUGUGUUCUGUAUUGGUUCCGAUCCAAGAGCUAUUCCCGAAAAAUACCUCGAGUGGUACAACCACAAGGAAAUACUGGAAAUUCAUCAAAGCGGAGUCAUGGCAAGACCUAUUGGAUCUGGUAAUGUGUGGCAGAACAGAAAGCAAGUGUGGUGGAAAAAGUUGAAAGACGGGCGCAUCUAUGUCUGUCUGAUCAAUGCACAUACAUACAUCUUUAUGCUAGGUCUCUCUCACGAGGUGACCGUCAAUUUCCAGGAUAUCGGUCAUUUCAAAAAGGCACAACUCAAAGAUGUAUGGACAGGCGAACAUUUAGGCUUAUACGAUGACAAGUACAGCAUUGUCUUGAGAGCAGGCCAAAGUCAAAUGCUGCUACUAACACCUGCUGCUUGA
Messenger RNA from Mucor velutinosus, 1380 nucleotides. RefSeq lists its product as uncharacterized. The transcript has 3 exons. The record is from RefSeq and is a predicted model, not a curated record. Bases 1 to 1380 code for a protein of 459 amino acids. Gene Ontology annotation, biological process: carbohydrate metabolic process. NCBI's taxonomy places the organism in Eukaryota, Fungi, Mucoromycota, Mucoromycetes, Mucorales, Mucoraceae. Gene Ontology annotation, molecular function: hydrolase activity, hydrolyzing O-glycosyl compounds.